AUGGCCGAAUUCCUUCAAAAGAUUGCCCAGACGCCCGGCCUCAAAGCCGUAUUCAACUACGAAAACUUCCGCCUCCAGCCUGCCAUCGAUAAAAAAGCACAAGCUGCCUUCAUCCGACCCAAUGAGAAACUAGACCAUGCGUUCAAGAACUCCAUAGCCAAGGGAUUGCCGCCCAUCAAUGUGCUUCCCAUGGCAGCGCAGCAUCUAUCUGUCUUGACGAAGCUCGUUGGCGCGAAGUCAGUGUUGGAAAUCGGAACGCUGGGUGGCUACUCCUCCAUCGUCUUCGCGCAAGCCGGCGCAAAAGUCACCUCCAUCGAAAUCUCGCCCACCCACCGGGACGUCGCGCUCGAAAACGUCGCCGGCCUCGACGUCGAGAUCCUGCUCGGCGCCGCGCUCGACGUCCUGCCUAAACUCGCUGCCGAAAACCGCAAGUUCGACCUCGUCUUCAUCGACGCGGAUUUCGACGACCAGUGGGAGCACUUUGACUGGGCUGUCAAGCUGACAAGGUCCGGUGGGGGCGUUUUCCUAGACGAUGUGGUGCCGACGAUGAUUAAGAAUGGGGAGGUGGGAUUUAAGGCUGAUGGAGAGGUGGAGGAGAAGAGGAGUGUUAUCGAGAAGAUUGGGGAGGAUGGGAGGGUGAGUGCGACGUUUGUGCCGAUUGUGGCGAAUAUGAGGCCUGUGAUGCCGGAUCCGAUGAUGAAUGGGUUUAUUUUGGCGGUGGUGGAGUAG
Molecule: messenger RNA, 729 nt
Organism: Didymosphaeria variabile
Lineage: Eukaryota; Fungi; Ascomycota; Dothideomycetes; Pleosporales; Didymosphaeriaceae
Exons: 2
Coding region: 1-729 (242 amino acids)
Molecular function (GO): O-methyltransferase activity; S-adenosylmethionine-dependent methyltransferase activity
Source: RefSeq, a predicted model, not a curated record